Halichondria panicea is the source of this 4500-nucleotide messenger RNA. RefSeq lists its product as uncharacterized. The transcript is spliced from 18 exons. Gene Ontology annotation, molecular function: protein binding. Bases 1818 to 4358 code for a protein of 846 amino acids. The record is from RefSeq and is a predicted model, not a curated record. NCBI's taxonomy places the organism in Eukaryota, Metazoa, Porifera, Demospongiae, Suberitida, Halichondriidae.
CUGUACUGAUGACGAACCAAGGAACUUGCCAAUAAUGUUUUAGGAUACACAUUUUAAUAACAAAAAAAAUCUCACUUGUGCAAUAAUUAUUUACAUUAUUGUUACGUAGCUAUUAUGUGAUGCACUUGUGAUUAGUUUGGACAUUCCAUUCACUGCUGUACCAAUAUUAGGAAUCCUCUCUUCAUAAUCAUCACAUUCUAGGGGAACUUACUGUUAUCUGUGUAAAACUGUGUAACUAGCAAUAAUAUCAUUGUCGAUCUUUACCGAAUCACCAAACCAGCAAAUUAAAGAAGAGAAGAGACCCUGCAUGGUGCAACUUACAAAGCUCUUGUCUACUCCUAAGAAUGAGAAAAUAAAAAAUUAACUUCAAGCAUUGCCAAGAGAAUGCGGUGAUUGUGAAGCUUAUACUAAUCGUCUCAAGCGCUACUGCCACAGCUCAUUAUUUGAUGGACGCGAACAAAUCUCUUCGAAUGAAUUAAAGGCAGGCUAACUGCUAUGAGCUGGUACAUGUGCACAUUGUAGCAAGACAUGGAGAUCGUACCCCAUCUUCAACCUACGGCUUGGUUCCAGAGUGUACUAUGAAUGUGGCCUGGUCCAGGAAUCAAUUAGUUGGAACGGACUCAAAGAUUUUACUCCACAUUUUCUACCUUCAUCACGUGGAAUUGAGCCUUAAAUUCAGAGUUCCAUCCCGGAACCCAAAGACACGAGUGUGGGGACGUCAAGGGAAUCGGUAAACUGACGUUACUAUAGGCUACAAGCAACAUGUAUACUUGGGCAAACUGAUGUGAGACAAAUAUGACAAUUUUGUGGCUCCCAUUAUUGAGGAUGUUCCAUCUCUAAGGAAUGGUGUGUACGUACAAUCCACUCAGGUGCUCAGGACAAUUCUCAGUCUGUCUGCUUUUAUGUUGGGAUUUCUACCAGAUUCAACCGAGCUUCGACGAGCUACAACCGUUUACAUCUCACACGGUACACUGCUUGAAGCCCCUCCAGUUGGCAUUGAGACUGUUUAUCAACAUUGCCAUGGCUACUCUCAACUAUGGAAUGAAGAUCGUAGACAAACUGGUUACCUAACGAGUGAAAACAAAACCUGUCAGUAGCCAAAGUGUUUGAGCAACUUUCUAUCAAAGGCUGCCAUCGACCUUUGGACCCACUACCUUGUGUGAAAGACAACGGUCCGUGUGUUUCGUACCAGCAAGCUUUGGAGCUAUUCAAAUUUGCUGACUGGGCUUGGAGCAAUGGCCACCCUCUGAAGACAUCUAUCAUCGCAACAAUGCCGUUUUUGACUCAUUCCAUAUUGUCUCCAAUGCAACAAGUAAUUGAGAGUUAUCAGAGAAGCAUUUCAUUGGCUGGUUCUUACAAGUUCAUGGUAUCGCUGACACACGAUGAUGCAAUCACUAAGAUGUUAUCGAACCUGGGUGUGCGUGUGAGUGAAUGGAUACCUUAUGCAACUAGAGUUGUGGUUGAACUUUGGAAAAAGAAAAAUCAAGAAUCGAUGAGGUUCGAAUGGAGAAGUGGUGACUCCACAGUGUGGUGGUUUGAGAGAGGGGAUGAAUGAUGAACUGAUUCCAUACCCAGUCUUGAAGGUGUUCCUCACCUCGGGGACACACAGAGAACUCAAGUAUUACAAUAAGAUGUGUAGAACUACAUAGCUACAGUUGGCUGUAUAUUAUUAUGUGUGUGCUUACAAUACUUGGUAAUGAGGUAAUGUUUUAGUCACAGCAGGAGUUCAUUUAUGAUUUCUGGUCACAGGAAUAAAAGUGACAGAGGAAAGGGAGGGGUCUAAACAAAGCCAUUUUCAUGGACAGUACAGUAGGAAAAUGGACAUACAUGAUGCUGCCAGGGCUGGUGACUUGAGUGCUUUACAAGAUGCCAUCAAGAGGGGAGAUGAUGUUAACAGUGUGGAUGAGGAUGAGUGGACUCCACUCAUGGAGGCAGCCAGUGAAGGUCACACUGGCUGUGUUAGAGAGCUGCUCUCUUCAGGAGCCGUGGUGGACCUGGCUAGCAAGGAUGGGUGGACUCCACUCUAUUGGGCAGCCUAUGGAGGCCACGCUGACUGUGUUAGAGAGCUGCUCUCCUCAGGAGCCGUGGUGGACCUGGCUGACAAGGUUGGGAACACUUCACUCUAUGUGGCAGCCAGAGAAGGCCAUACUGACUGCGUUAGAGAGCUGCUCUCCUCUGGAGCCGUGGUGGACCUGGCUAACAAGGAUGGGGACACUCCACUCUAUGUGGUAGCCAGCUAUGGUCACACGGACUGUGUUAGAGAGCUGCUCUCCUCAGGAGCCGUGGUGGACCCGGCUAACAAGGAUGGGUACACUCCACUCAUGAGGGCAGCCUACUGGGGACAGGAAGAUACUGUAAGGGAGCUUCUCUCAUCAGGGGCUUCCCCUCUCUGCACUACUAAACGUGGAAAGACUGCUCUGAUGAGAGCCAAGGGAUCACGUCGCUCUAACCCUUCAAUAAUAAAACUGUUGGAGGAAGCUGCUGAAUCACAUUCACGUGUUCCAGUCCUCCCAAGAAACUGGACUGUUGUCACUGACACAGAAACGAAGAAGCCAGUCUACCAGAACAAGGCAGCAGGGGAAACCCUCUCCACACCACCUGGAUAUCCCCUGCACCAAACCUCCGCACACCCUGAUGUCACUUUUUAUGACAAGCCUCAAGAGAAGGAGUUUACCUCCAGUGGUGGCCAUGCCGACUUUGAUAAUGGAGUUCAAGUGACUGUUCCAGCUAAUGCUGUCCCAGCAAGGACCUCUGUGGUCAUUAAAGUCCAACCCAGCCUUGCCUCCAAUGAUGUGUUUGUUAUGCCUGAGGGCAUUCAGUCUGCCAGUCCGUCCUACUUGAUCUCUGGUGAAGGUCUAAACGGAGAGGUGACCCUGAGGAUGGAGCAUCAUAUACGAGUGUCCACCCAACAAGAAGCUGAUGACCUCCUCUUUCUCCAAGCUGACUCGUCUCCCAAGAGAUCUGGUUCAAACAGUGUUUACGAGUACCAGGAGGUACAAAAGGGAAGGUCAGAGUUCCCUCCUGGAGGGAACACUGGGAGACUGACGCUGGGCACACGACUGAAGAACUUCUUUAAAAUUGGGAGGAGAAAAAGAGGUACAGGCAAUACUGACAGUAACCUCUACACUGUCAGAGUCUACCGGUCUCCUCCACACACAACUGGGGACAGGCUAGCCGUCAUUGUAGCCAGUCUCUGUGGGAGCUUAUAUACUAAGUUUCUGGAGACACUUGAUAAAGUGAUGAUCCCACGAGACUACCCAGAAGUGUCUUCAAAGUUAAUUGACAGGACGACUCAAGAAUCGCUGACGUUUUUUGAUAUGUGUGCCACUCUCAACAUUGACCCAGUGCAGGGAUGGUCUGUGGAACCAGACAAGGAAUUGAUUUCGCGUAGUGAAGUGGAUCAGCCUGAGAUGGAGAAAUUCAGACCUGAGGAUCUCCACAACUACCCUCCCAGGAUAAUCUGCAGGUUCUUCCCUGAUCAUGAGGAGAAUGCUCCCAAGAGAACCACCUGUACCAUCUCCUUGUCUGGACUCCUGCCACAGGUCAAAGUUCAUCUAUCAUUGAUACCCACCCCCAAAGUUGCUGUGGAUACUACUAAACUACAGGAGGCCACUGAUGAGUUGAGAAGGUCUGCCCUGGCAGUGAGUGACACACAACUUGGCUCUACUGUGAAGAGUGUAGUGUCUCUGAUGGAGAGAAUGACUGCUGCUCUGAGGGCAUCUUCUCUGAGUGAGCUGACAGGUCACACUGACUCCAUACGGACAGAGAUAAAGGCUGUCCUUGUAGUGACCAGGAGGGUUGUCGAGGAGUGCACAGUACAGAGCAUCAGUGAGAACAUGGGAGCCAGUCUGUCUAAGAUGGAGACUUUAUCUCACCAGCUUUGUAUGGUGGCUAAGGUUAAACUGAGAAACUGUCUAGACCGGUCAGAGGAGACAGUUGCUCUUGUUGACCUGGUGGAGAAUGGAGCUAAUCUGUUGAGAGCUGUGGACUGUCUACUCAGGGACAUCCACACACUCAGUGGAUUCAGCGGCCUGGCAGAGAGGAUAGACAUUGAACACCCUCUACUCAACAACGAGAUUGAGACAACAGAGUUCGUAUAUUUGGCUGCACAUUUCGACAACGUGAUAAUGUACUCUCAGAUGUUGGGACUCAAUCGUUCUCAGCAAGCUAGUGUGAGGCAGCUUCUAGUUUUAUAUGACAUUCAAACGGCCAUGAUGGAGUGCUUGUCCCUGUGGCAGAGGAGUAACCCAGCUGCUGCAACUUAUAGAACUCUUCUGAAACUACUCGUAAGAAUGAAAAAAUAUAACAUUGCGAGUGAUGUGUUCAAACAUUGCCUUGAGAAUAGUAAACUUACAUAGUACAUAUGUAGCGUAUUAUUUGUUUUGUGAUCGUCCGUGGUGUUGUAUUUUCAGGUUAUAUAGUAGAGUUUGAAUGCACGUAAUAUUUUAUGGUGUUUUUGUAAUUGUAUUUUUUGUCUGAAUUGUGAGUCACAUUUUUAUG